ACAUGCUAGUGUUGUUCCAAUCUUAGUUUGCAAAUCUGGAUUUUUAUUUGAUCCUCAAAAUUCUACACUUAGCUUUAUAUUUGUUAGUGCACAAGGCGGUGUAGUUCAAUCCAAUGGCCUUUUUGGUUUGGGUUCCUGCAAUAAUACAACACCCAAAGGUUUCAUUACAACACCACCUGCACCAUCAAAUGGCACAUUCCGACUGGAUGUAUUUAAUUACACAAAUCUUUUAUCUGUGAUUUUCCCAGGCGCUGUAUGUAUAGUGUUGUUAUCUUCCAAUAGUAGUAGCCCAACCAAUGGUAGUAGUUCAACUUCCCGCAAGCCA
Messenger RNA from Dentiscutata erythropus, 325 nucleotides. The record is from the annotation of a GenBank genome assembly. Lineage: Eukaryota; Fungi; Glomeromycota; Glomeromycetes; Diversisporales; Gigasporaceae.